Paramecium pentaurelia is the source of this 358-nucleotide messenger RNA. Lineage: Eukaryota; Ciliophora; Oligohymenophorea; Peniculida; Parameciidae. The record is from the annotation of a GenBank genome assembly.
UCAUGACAGAUACUCCACUUAGUUUUUAAAGAAUAAAUGUAGACAUGAUAUAAAAAUUCAAAGGUUAAAAUGUGACACUUGUUGGAAAAUUGUUAUAGAAAAAAGGUGAUUACGUUCAAUUUUAAGUAGAUGGAAGUAAAAUAUAUUAAUUAUAUAGCAAUCAUAAAAGUAACAGAGAUUGAACAAGAGACAGAAAGUUCUGAAGAUAUCCUUUUAGAAAUAAGAGGCAAAUUAAAUGAUGAUGGUUAUUUAGAAGCAAAAGAAUAUACAGAAUUAGAACAAACAUUUGAUUUCGAAUUAUAUAAGAAAGUGAUAAAUAUGGUUUAAGGACAAUUUAGAGAUUUGUUUUAUGAGUGAU